This is a messenger RNA of Paracoccidioides brasiliensis Pb18, 405 nucleotides long. RefSeq lists its product as uncharacterized. The transcript has a single exon. The record is from RefSeq and is a predicted model, not a curated record. The coding region runs from base 1 to 405 and encodes 134 amino acids.
AUGCCCAAUAAACUUGCAUCCACAGAGAUGUUCGACGAAAUGGCCAAAUGGGUAUUAGCCCGGGUGAGACGGACCGCUCUCGUGCAUGUUUCAUGGAGAAUGCCUGUUCACUCUCUUCCCGCAGAUCCUUGGCCGCAACAUCGGCCGGUCUGGGGGAUGUUAGGGGAACGAGGAAAACCACGACCCCGUCGUCUAGUUCGCGAUGAGCUGGCGAUUGUCACGGCUGCUGGGAUAUUCAACACCUCUCUCAUUAUAUUAGUUGAAGGGAAUGUUAGAGAUUUGCCGUUAAUCAUUAAAUCUGAUGAGACACUUUUCAGGAAGAAGAAGAUUAAACCUGAACUGCUAGCAAUAAAAACAAGUUGGCACAGUUGCGGAGCACUCAAAACCAAUUCAAGCACGCUCUGA